Molecule: messenger RNA, 1013 nt
Organism: Condylura cristata (star-nosed mole)
Lineage: Eukaryota; Metazoa; Chordata; Mammalia; Eulipotyphla; Talpidae
Gene: PRSS57
Product: protease, serine, 57
Exons: 5
Coding region: 19-870 (283 amino acids)
Biological process (GO): proteolysis
Molecular function (GO): serine-type endopeptidase activity
Source: RefSeq, a predicted model, not a curated record
CACCAGCCUUCCACGGCCAUGGCGCCCGGGGCAGAGGGCCGCGCCCACCUGCUGACCACCGUGGUCUCUGCCCUGAUGCUUCUCACAGAGCCCCCAGGCUGUUGGGGGACCUGGAUCAUCGGGGGCGUCGAGGUGACCCCUCACUCCCGGCCGUACAUGGCUUCCCUGAGAUUCGAGGGCCAGCACCACUGUGGGGGCUUUCUGCUCCACCCCCGCUGGGUGGUCUCUGCUGCCCACUGCCUCAGCAACAGAGACCCCCGGACAGGCCUAGUGGUGCUGGGAGCCCACAGCCUGCAGGCGCGGGAGCCCACUCAGCAGGUGUUCGGCAUCGCGGCUGCCAUCGGGCACCCCGACUUCCAGCCCAGCAUGCACACCAGCGACAUCUGUCUGCUGCAGCUCAAUGGCUCUGCCACCCUGGGCCCAGCGGUGGGGCUGCUGAGGCUGCCGCGUAGGGGCGCCAGGCCACCCCGGGUCGCGACGCCAUGCCGGGUGGCCGGCUGGGGCGCCGUGUCUGACUUCGAGGAGCCACCGCCUGGGCUGAUGGAAGCCAAGGUCCAAGUUCUGGGCCUGGACGUCUGCAACAGUUCCUGGAGCGGCCAGCUGCGCCCUGCCAUGCUCUGCACCCGCAGUGGGGACAGCCGGCGGCGCGGCUUCUGCUCGGCAGACUCCGGGGGACCACUGGUGUGCAGGAACCGGGCCCACGGCCUCGUCUCCUUCUCUGGCCUCUGGUGCGGUGACCCCAAGACCCCUGAUGUAUACACACAAGUGUCGGUCUUCGUGGCCUGGAUAUGGGAAACAGUUCGAAGAGGCAUUCGGCCACCCCCCGGCCCCUCACCCCGGACCACGGGGGUCCCUGCAGGAGGGCCCUGACCCCCCGCCCCACCGGGUGUGCAGGUGAGAUGACCAGCGGCCCCAGCCCAGAACAUUCGGCGGCUGGGGCUGGGGUCUGUGAGCCCCCGAGUCCUGGGAAGCCUGAGGUAUGGGGCAUGUUUUCCAAACAAAAUUACCGAAAU